Molecule: messenger RNA, 354 nt
Organism: Paraphaeosphaeria sporulosa
Lineage: Eukaryota; Fungi; Ascomycota; Dothideomycetes; Pleosporales; Didymosphaeriaceae
Exons: 1
Coding region: 1-354 (117 amino acids)
Biological process (GO): double-strand break repair via homologous recombination
Cellular component (GO): chromosome; cytoplasm
Molecular function (GO): 3'-5' DNA helicase activity; four-way junction helicase activity
Source: RefSeq, a predicted model, not a curated record
AUGAGCCGACGGCAGAUGCAGGCGUUACAGGAUGGCAUGAAAGGGAUCGUCUACUGCCGAUCCAAGGCGCAAUGUGCGGUGCUGGCAGAGGCACUACAGUGUCCAUGCUACCGUGCUGACAUACCUGAUCGUGGUACUCGAUUAACGCAGUCGUUAGAGAAAGGGGGCUCAAUUGUAGCAACAUCUGCGCUUGGCACUGGCGUAGACUUUACUGGAAUCCUGUUUAUCUUGCAUGUAGGCAUGCCGUGGAGCAUGAUAGACUACUGUCAAGAGAGUGGGCAAGCUGGGCGCAGCGGUGAGGCUGCUAGCUUAGUUAUCAUAGUAGAGCAAGGCGAGGUAGCGAGGCGGUUCUAG